UCGCGACUUGCGGAGAUAAACCGCUCCAUGUCUUCCCCAGAUCCGCCACAGAUCCCUCAUACAACGGACCAGAUAGUGCCUUCAUCAUGGUCCCCGACGUACCCUACCGCGCUAGAAUCGUUCUCGAUGUCUCCGAACGCUUCGACAAUGUACCAUGCCCAGACGAGCCCGAGCCAUCUGCACCCAUCCCACGUGCAGAAAGAGGACGCGUGGGUUCAUCAUGCCCCAACCCAUGCAAGUAUGGACCGCGCAUAUGACCAGCACAUGCCACGGCUUGACAUCCCGGGCCAGAUCGAGCCAUCUUGGGCGCCCGGCGUUCCUGCGAUGAAUCAGCAGCAAGUCAGCUCAGCACCCCCUGGCACGGGGUUUCCCUGCAUCCAUUAUCCAGAGGGACGCGAACGAGACCGCAUUCGCUCCCGCUCGUACCAUCCAAUGUGGUCAUGGGGACAUGAAUCAGGUCACUCGUUAUACCAGGAAUAGAUGCUCCUUCAAUUCAUCAUACGCACCUGUAGCGCUUCGUUUCCAAAGGACUCGGCACUCACCGUAGACUCUAAUGCCAGACACAAUUCGCUGUACGGUUUCUCGCGAAUCUGCGCAAUUACGACCACGUCACGGGCUCGUAUUAGUUACCUUUCAAAAUGCUGACGACUUGAACAGUGCCGGCGAGGACGUCACCGUCGGGCCAGCACACGUAGGGCCGCACGAUAGAUAGUUCUUAGAGAUUCGAAACCAUCUGUAAGAUGGGCAGUGCCAGAUGAUCCUGAUAUGAUCUAUUUAAGCGUUGCCGGCGGUCCUC
Molecule: messenger RNA, 796 nt
Organism: Laetiporus sulphureus 93-53
Lineage: Eukaryota; Fungi; Basidiomycota; Agaricomycetes; Polyporales; Laetiporaceae
Exons: 2
Coding region: 28-480 (150 amino acids)
Source: RefSeq, a predicted model, not a curated record